AUGAAGUUCAUGCAACGAGGCAAACCGAAAGACUCCCCGGCGACGCCCGCUGCACCAGCAGCGGGGGGUGCAUCAGCAGGAGCGGCGGUAUUCAGGGGAAACGUCCAAACGCACGCGGCAGCAGCCGCUGCGAACAAAGCGGCGGAGGAGGAGCGGUGGUUCGCGCCUGCUUCCGCCGCUGCUGCGCCAGGGGCGGCUCAUGCGGGACAGCGGCUCACAUGUCGAGUGGUGGUGGAGGGGCAACCAGAUCCAGGGCGGCGCAUGGGGCGCAUGUCGUUUGGCAGUUUCAAUAAGGACGUGGAGAGCAUGGAAGAGGAAGCGCGGGGAUCCGCGAGUGAGGCGCAGGAGAGGUCGCAAUCGGAAGCAGCAGCGGCUGCAGCAGCCGUUGCCCGGGCGAUGGAGACAGGCGGAGCAAGGGCCCCCAAGUCGAAGCCUCUAAAGCUGCUCACUGACGGAAGUGGCAGUGGGGGGUUUUCCACCCCUCCUGUGGUUCCAAGCAGUGCAGCAGCCAAGGAGGAGAAAAGCCAUGUGAAAGAGGGGUGGAGGAAACGCAGACCUGCAGGAAACACAGGAAACAGUUAG
Messenger RNA from Closterium sp. NIES-65, 582 nucleotides. The record is from the annotation of a GenBank genome assembly. NCBI's taxonomy places the organism in Eukaryota, Viridiplantae, Streptophyta, Zygnematophyceae, Desmidiales, Closteriaceae.